AUGGAGUCGACCACCGCCACUGCGCCGACUGCCUCUAUCUCACAAGCCACGAGCAAUGAAUCAUCCUCUCCUGGUCUACCCAUUCCGAACAUCAUCGGAAUUGCGAUUGCAUGCUUCUUUGUGCUGUUAUGCUUGAUCCUCUUAUCGAGAUGGCUAUACCUGAGGAGGAAGCGUGCUCGCGGAGGCAGGAAGAGUGUAGUGUGGAACAACGGUGGAAAGCACGGAAUGGCAGAGAACGGAGGGAGCACCGUGCGCAUGGUCCAUGGCGGAGGAAGCGCAAGCACUCAGCACCUACCACCCGACGUUCCUCCCAAGGGGCACUACUAUCCCACUUCAACCCCCGUGGGACGACCUCAAGCAGCUUACCCAACUCAAUCUACCAAGGCUGGGUACCAUGAACCUACAACUCCCCGAGGAGGCUAUCACGAGCCCACAACUCCUCGUGGGGGAUAUCAUGAACCUACAACUUCUCGCGGCGGGUAUCAGCAAUCUCAACCUACCACCCCGACGUACGCAACACAGUCCUAUAGUUCCCGCAACCCUUACACUACAAGGUCUGGUUCUGAUAAGAGAUAUGCAUAUCCAAAGUAA
Rhizoctonia solani is the source of this 591-nucleotide messenger RNA. RefSeq lists its product as uncharacterized. NCBI's taxonomy places the organism in Eukaryota, Fungi, Basidiomycota, Agaricomycetes, Cantharellales, Ceratobasidiaceae. The transcript is spliced from 2 exons. The coding region runs from base 1 to 591 and encodes 196 amino acids. The record is from RefSeq and is a predicted model, not a curated record.